Molecule: messenger RNA, 1894 nt
Organism: Theobroma umbraticum
Lineage: Eukaryota; Viridiplantae; Streptophyta; Magnoliopsida; Malvales; Malvaceae
Source: RefSeq, a predicted model, not a curated record
UCUUCCUUAAUCUUUUGAAUUUCUUGAGUAAUAAUGGCUGAUACAUCUUCCAAAUCAGCAAUUUCCCCUUUGGAAGACCCCUUUUCACCUUAUUUUGUUCAUCACACCAAACAUCAUGGUUCGGUGGUGAUAAAUCCCAAAUUGUCAACUGAGAACUAUAUUUCUUGGAGUCGUUCAUUUCUUUUGGCACUCUCAAUUCGAAAUAAAACUGGUUUUUUGGAUGGAACAAUUACACGACCAAAACUUGGGGAUGCACUUUUUGUGCCUUGGAGUAGAUGUAACAACCUAAUUGUGGCCUGGCUGUUAGAGUCUUUGACACCAGAAUUAGCCUCCACAGUAUUUUACAUGAAUACUGCACAACAAAUUUGGGAAACUUUGAAGGAAAGGUUUAGCCAACCAGAUGAUACUCGUAUUUGCAAUUUGCAAUAUUCAUUGUGCAGUAUAACUCAAGGAACUAGGUCAAUCAAUUCUUACUUUUCAGAGCUGAAUUCUUUGUGGGAAGAAUUCCGUAACUACAGACCCUUACCUUAUUGUGAUUGUGGAGGGUGUAAGUAGAAUUGUUAUAAGAAGUUCACUGAUCUAUAUCACAAGGAUUGUGUUUUUCGAUUUCUGAAUGGAUUAAAUAGCUCAUAUACGGCAUUGAGGUCACAAAUUUUGCUGUUAAAGCCAUUUCCAACCUUGAAUGAAGCCUAUAACUUGGUACUUCGUGAGGAAUCUCAGAGGUCUUUGUUAAUGCAGUCUCAGCCAUUAAUAGAUGCUUCUGCUAUGGCGACUAUUUCAGAUGAUAAGAAGAAACCAACUGGUAAUCUUGUUUGUAACUAUUGUGGAAAGAAGGGCCAUACAAAGGAUAAGUGCUAUAGGCUUGUGGGUUUUCCUGAAAAUUUUAAAUUCACUAAGCGCAAGGGUAAUUUCAGGAAGAAAGUUGCAUAUACUGAUAGUGUUGUUAUUGCUACUUCAGAGGGUCAAGAUGAUGAUUCUACUACUGAUCCUGUUUCACAAAUUUCUUUAACAAAGGGUCAAUUUCAAACCUUGAUGGCAAUGAUCACUGAACAUGGAGGACAAGCAAAUGAGAAUGAACCACCUACAUUCACUCAACACAACAACAAACCUUCUCUUGUGAACUCAACUUUUGCAGGUAUGGUUUCCAAUCCAAUUUGUUUGUCUGCUAUUAAUUCUGUUUUGAAUUCAUAUAAAUUCUUAUUGAAAAAUGACACUUGGAUAUUAGACACGGGAGCCACGGAUCAUAUAGCUUGUUCUUUGCAUUUGUUUAAGUCUUAUAAACCAGUUAGGAAUUUGUUUGUUCACAUGCCUAAUAAAAGUAAAGCCAUUGUUUCUCAUAUUGGAACAGUACAAUUGUCCAAUAAUUUGAUCCUUGAUAAUGUUCUUUUAGUACCUUCCUUCAAUUUCAAUUUGUUCUCUGUGAAUAAAUUUACACAGCAAAAGAAACAUAUCCUCAUUUUUACUGAUAAUCAUUGCUUAAUCCAGGACAUCAGUUCAUGGACAAUGAUGGGUCAUGCUAAAGCCAUAGCUGGGUUGUAUAUCUUGCAGAAAGAUUUGAAUGCACAAUUGUCAAAAAAGUCUGCUAAAGUUUCACCAAAUAAAUUUUCCAGUGUUCCUUUUCAUUUACAAAAUGUUUGUUCAAUGCCUUUGAAGUCUGUCACUACUUGUACAACUUUGAAUAAUGAUUUUGAUAUAUGGCACUUUAGGUUAGGCCAUGUAUCAACACAAAGGUUGAAAAUGAUUCAUGAUACUUGUAGUGAUGUGAAUUUCAAGGAAAAUUUUCAAUGCAACAUUUGUCUUUUAGCAAAACAAAAGAGACUUUCUUUUCCAUUGCAUAUAAAAAAAUACAACAUUACCUUUUGAAGUAAUUCAUGUUGACAUAUGGGGGCCUUAU